This is a messenger RNA of Oryzias latipes (Japanese medaka), 3563 nucleotides long. Its product is annotated as 5-hydroxytryptamine receptor 3A-like. Gene Ontology annotation, cellular component: membrane. Gene Ontology annotation, biological process: monoatomic ion transmembrane transport. The record is from RefSeq and is a predicted model, not a curated record. Gene Ontology annotation, molecular function: transmembrane signaling receptor activity; extracellular ligand-gated monoatomic ion channel activity. Lineage: Eukaryota; Metazoa; Chordata; Actinopteri; Beloniformes; Adrianichthyidae.
AAGAUCCUCUGUGGUUCGUUCUUCUCCCUCCUCCCUCCAACAAGGUGCCGAUCAAUACAAUGAGGGUAAAGCUCCACACAACACAGAGUGGACAGAGACGAGUGCUGAUCUCCUGCAACCAUGACGAUUCAAGCCUUGUUUUUUAUAGUUGUUUUUACAGGGGUUGGUACAUCAAAUCCAGACUUUCAUGAUCCUCAAGAUAGGCAGCUUGUAUCUAAUUGGACGACUGAAUUUUCAUCAGAUAACUUUGGCACAAUUGAGCCUGAUUAUCCUAACCUAGGCAUGGCCCCCCUUCCACCAGAAGCCAUUGACCCGUUGGAAAUCAGGCCUGAACAUUUCAACCGAAUUUUUAAACCUUUUCAAGGCGCUAAAGUUGAUGCUUCAUACGAAUGCAGUUAUCAGUCUGUUUUAAACAAGUUGGAUCUCAAGAAAAACACUGACAAGUACGUUACAACCCGCCCUGUUGCAGACCACCGGCAUUUGACAUGGGUUUUUAUUGAAAUGAGGAUAUAUGCCAUUCUGGAUGUGAGAGAAGCUGACCAGAUGUUUAUUUCUUACAUUUGGGUUUAUUUGAGAUGGGAUAAUGAGCACAUUCAGUGGGAUCCUGAUGAGUUUUGUGGACAGAAGCAUAUUUUAAUUCCCACAAAAUAUCUAUGGAUGCCAGAUCUGACAAUUGAAGAGAUGACAGAGCAGGAUAAAGCCACACCAAGUCCUCAUCUCAAUGUCGGAAAUUAUGGUUGGGUUGAAUUCAGGAAUGACCAAGUGGUGGUCAGCACAUGCAAGAUGGAAGUUUACAGAUUUCCAUUUGACAUUCAGAGCUGCAACAUCUCCUUCAAAUCUAUCAUGCAUUCUGAUGAUAAACUAAGGUUGUUCUACCAUUCCAACAACUCAGAGCUUACAGAGCAGUCUCGUCAAACAAUCCAGACGCAAUAUGAAUGGAUUUUUCUCAAUAUGACAGUACAGGAAAAAACUGUCAAUCAUUUUGGCUUCAACCAAACGGUGAUUGUUUACACUAUCACCAUGAAGAGAAGGUCAGUCCUUUAUAUCGCAAACUUCCUGCUGCCCGUUCUCUUCUUCUUGUGUCUGGACUUUGCCUCCUUCCUCAUGUCAGACACUGGGGGUGAGAAGGUUGGCUUCAAGGUCACAGUCCUACUUGCUGUGACUGUGAUGCAGCUUAUUCUCAAUGACAUUCUGCCCCCUUCCUCAGACAAAAUUCCUCUUAUAGCGAUCUACUGCAUUGGGAUCUUUACUUUGAUGCUACUAAGCCUCCUGGAAACCAUUUUAGUGAUGUAUUUGAUAGACAAAGACCAGAAACUGAAUGAGAAUCCAGAAGAUAAACACAGUCCACUCCCAUGCUGUUGUACUGAAAUUAAGAAAUGGAUUCGCUGUGCAUCUGCUGCCAAAGAAGAUGAGUCUUUUCCUAAAGAGGGCUGCAGCAGUCCCCACACUGAUGUGUCUCUUGUCAUGGAAAAAGUCUAUGAGGAGCUUAGUGAAAUGAAGAAAUCUAAAUAUCUGCUGAGCAGCAGGACAGAAGAUGAGAAGCCUGGCUACUGGACCAGAGUGGCUGAAAAAAUCAACAAAGUCUUUGCUGUUUUUUACAUUAUAGCGGUUCUUCUGUUUUUGAGUGUCCUUUUUACUGUGUGGAAUAUUGAUGGUACUUAAUAAUGAAAGAAGAGAAGGAAACACAAGUCACACUUCAAUAGGGAAAUAUUGCAUGUGUACCAAUACAGAAUGAUAAAAUCCAUUAUAUCUUUCUAAAAAGACUAAGUCUAAAUUGUGAAGAUUAUGAAAUUUCAGGUUGAAUUUAUUGGUUUUGAUCAUGUUCUGUUUUGAACAUCCACAGCUGUUUUUAUUUCUGUUAAUUGUCCUCAGUUAUCGAUUUAUGUGCCUGUUUUUCAGCUGGUAUUUGACCGGUCAUCUGUUUUGUCAUCCUUCAAUUACUUCCUUUGUCCGUGUUUAACUUUAAGUUUCUGUCAUGGGGUAUUUCACUUUUGUUACGUUUCUUAUUUUAACUUCAAGUGUUUUUUCCCCAAAAGCUUAUUUCUAGUGUUGUAAUUGUACAGUUGUUUUCUAAGGGUGUAUUCAGUGAACCAGAGUUCGUUUCUCCCGAUAAUCCAGAACAAAUUUUCAGUCUGAAUUCACCCAAGUGAACUCUGGUCCGGGACCAGGAACCACUCUCAGCUCCAUCUUUUUAGUUGGUCUUAGCUUGUUUCCAAUCAGACUGAGCUCUGAGACUCCUCAGUCUGAAUACAAUCUGUCCUCAGAGCGGAACCACUGGUCCAAAACGGCUGCCUUAGCUGGUGAUCUUGUGAUUGAAACAUCGUCUGAAUGUAGCAACCGAUGAGCCGCGGACAAAUGUAGAGCAACGAUUGUCGUUUUAAUGAAAGAGGAAAAAAGGCUACAACUCCUGACUAGUGUCGUUUACUUUAACACAGUUGAAAUGUUUUUAUUUUCAUGCUUUUUCUGUGUCUCGUUACGCAGCAUGCUCUGCUGUGAUGAAAUCCUAGAAGCUAUCUUGUAGUUCCUAAACAUGAUUCUCUUAAAACAAUGCCAAAACAACACAACGAUGAGACACAAACACUCAUUGAAAUUUGAUCGGAUGAAUACAGGCUCAUUCAAACAACUUUUAACGUGACACAUUGCUUCUUACUGCUUUCCCCACAAUCUAUAUGUCAUAAACACUUAUCAGUCUACCUUGUUAGACGUCUUCUUGCCAGUAACCUCCUUGCAGCAUGCCUCCACCAGACCACAGCAGCAGUAAAAAGUUUUGUGCCUGAUGUUAACACAGGUAUUUAAAAUUCGUCAGCAAAAUAUAAAGUUUGAAUAAACUACCCUGAGAAAGACUGGAAAGCGCAGGAUGUCCAUAAUUUCUCUCUGUAGUUGCUUUGCUCCGCCCUUGUAAUUCCCAAUGAUUGAAGAGAUUUUUAUUCAUUUGGUUUUGUUUACAAGCUUUGGUUCAAAUAAAAAAAGGCAGCUUGACGGCAGUCUGAAUAAAGACCAAACGCAAGGUUCAGAGUUCGAUCUAACCAAAUUAAGUGGACUGGGUCCGGAACAAACCAUUUUCCCAGUCUGAAUACACCCUAAAUUAGAUGUUAAACUACCAAAACUGCCCUGCCUAACCUUCAUUAUAUUUGCACAUGACACCCAGUUGGAUGGGACAAUGGCUUAAUAAUUCUCUGCAUGAUUAAUCCAUUAAUCAAAUACAGCAUGCAGUCUAUGUCUGGCUCAAAUUAAGUUGUGAUGUCUGAAAAUAAAGCUGUUUUCCAUCAGUUGAUAUGUUUUUACUGUUGCUUUACAUAUAAUUAAAAUAUUUUUGAAGGGAAUAGCUUAACCUAUUUGAAUACUGCAAGUAUGAUGAAAUCAAGUUUCAAAAACAUUUUGGACUAUUCUAGGUCUUCUGUGAGCCCAGGCCGGUGCAUGGGCCGAGAUACCUGUCAACGGACGUAAGACUUUCAUUGACAGUUACAGGAAUUGUUUGAUUGGAAUGACUACUUCAAAAGGUAUGCAACAAAAUGUUAAUGGUACCAUCAUUUUUGUCCAACCCUUUUUCAUAAUUUUAUUAU